AACAAAAACAACAUAAGGGAAACACGAAAGGCUAAAAGCAAGGAACUUUCAAUGGUCUCUUUCAAAGGGGUAGGAGAUAAAACGUUAUGGUUUCUGGGUUCCUUUAGUUUGGUCAUUUGUUUUCAUUGAAAAAGUACAAGAGAUUUCAAGAGUUUUUGUAACAAAACGACAAAGAGAGUAAUGUGGUUGCCAAAGAAUCAUUCUGACAAGAAGGAUGGUGUGAAUGGAAUAGUAGCAGUGGCAAUAGAUAAAGAAAAGGGGAGCCAAUGUGCACUAAAAUGGGCUGUUGACAAUAUCCUCACCAGAAAUGCAACUGUAGUUCUCAUCCAUGUCAAGCUUCUCACACCUUCUCUUUCUUCAUCACCUUCUCUUUUCAACCCAAGGGCAGGGUUAUUUGGAAGUGGUGAUCAGAGUUCACCUGUAUGCAAAGAAUCCGAUGGCCAAAACAAAAACAUUUUCCUCCCAUAUCGUGUCUUCUGUACACGGAAAGAUAUACAAUGCGAGGACGUGCUACUAGAAGAUGUAGAUGUAGCCAAAGCUUUAACUGAAUAUGCUGCUCAGGCAGGAAUUGAGCACCUGGUUCUUGGCUGUUCAACAAGAACUGGUUUGCUCAAAUUCAAGGUAUCAGAUAUUCCAGGAAUAGUAUCAAAAGGGGCACCAGAUUUCUGCACAGUCUAUGUGGUUUCUAAAGGAAAGAUUCAAUCAAUGAGAUCUGCUUCUCGUCCUGCUCCAGCCAUUAGCCCUCUAAGCAACCAGGUCAGUCAAGCUAGUAUCAAGUCAGACCAAUCAGACUCAACUGAGCCAUUGACUAAUAGUGUGAAAGAACCUGCAAGGAGAUCCAUUGAGACACCACCACGUAAAUCACUGGAUGGAACAGAAUCAUUCAGGUCACCAUUCACUAGGAAAGGUUACAUUGGAAGGCCUUAUGGUGAAACUUUAAAGACAGAUACUGACAUAUCCUUUGUAAGCUCUGGAAGGUCAAGUACAGACCGCAUGUCCAACCCUCGGUUUUCAUAUAGCUCAGACACAGAUGCAAGCUACAGCUUUGAGUCAAUGCAUUAUGGAAGGAAGUCUGCGGAAAUCAGCACUCCUCCAGAAUUCACAUCUCUUUCAUUUGAAAGUGAUAGGAAUUCAUCUUGUACAUCACAAGCCGUGGAUGACAUGGAGGCUGAAAUGAGGAGAUUGAAGUUGGAGCUCAAGCAAACAAUGGAAAUGUAUAAUACAGCCUGUAAAGAAGCACUCACAGCACAGCAGAAGGCAGUGGAACUUCAGCGAUGGAAAUUAGAGGAAGAGAGGAGAUUGGAAGAGGCAAGGCUCGCUGAGGAAGCUGCAUUGGCCGUUGCAGAAAUGGAGAAAGCCAAAUCUAGAGCAGCCAUUGAGGCUGCUGAAGCACAAAAGAGGAUUGCAGAACUGGAAGCACAGAAGAGACUUAAUGCAGAAAUGAAAGCACACAGAGAAUCAGAAGAGAAAAAAAAAGUACUUGAUGCUUUGGUAAAUGUAGAUGUCAGGUAUAGAAGGUAUUCAAUCGAGGAGAUUGAAGCUGCAACAAAUUUUUUUUCAGAAUCCUUGAAGAUUGGAGAAGGAGGGUAUGGUCCAGUUUUUAAGUGCCUUCUGGACCAUACACCUGUUGCAGUAAAGGUUCUACGUCCUGAUGCAGCACAAGGAAGGUCACAAUUCCAACGAGAGGUUGAGGUACUAAGCUGCAUAAGGCAUCCAAACAUGGUUCUGCUACUAGGAGCAUGCCCAGAAUAUGGUUGCCUUGUAUAUGAGUACAUGGCUAAUGGAAGCUUGGAUGAUCGCCUAUUUCGUAAAGGAAACACUCCCUCACUUCCUUGGCAGCUUAGGUUCAAAAUUGCAGCUGAAAUAGGCACUGGCCUGUUGUUCCUUCACCAGACAAAACCAGAACCACUGGUGCAUAGGGACUUGAAACCAGCAAACAUCUUGCUUGAUGGCAACUACGUUGCCAAGAUCAGUGAUGUAGGCUUGGCAAGGCUAGUUCCACCUUCUGUGGCUGACACUGUUACACAAUAUCGCAUGACAUCCACUGCAGGAACAUUCUGCUAUAUAGAUCCUGAGUAUCAGCAAACGGGAAUGCUUGGUGUGAAAUCAGAUAUAUACUCACUUGGGAUCAUUUUCUUGCAAAUGUUGACAGCAAGAACACCAAUGGGAUUGGCUCAUCAUGUUGAAAGUGCCAUUGAGAAGGGAGAUCUUACUGAGAUGCUUGAUCCAACAGUGCCUGAUUGGCCACAAGAGGAGGUCUUGAAUCUUGCAAAGAUGGCAGUUCAGUGUGCUGAAUUAAGGAGGAAAGAUAGACCUGAUCUUGCCAAGGUUGUCUUACCAGAACUCAACAGGCUAAGAGAACUUGCUGAAAAUAGUAAUAUAUUGGGUAACUCUAUAAAUCUGUCCCAUAGUAGACAUGUUUCUAUGCAGCUGGAUGGAAGCAAUCCUACAUUUUCUCACUCUGAGGAGAUUAGAAGAAACACAUCAGUCGGUGUCUGA
This is a messenger RNA of Gastrolobium bilobum, 2499 nucleotides long. Its product is annotated as U-box domain-containing protein 52. The coding region runs from base 181 to 2499 and encodes 772 amino acids. The record is from RefSeq and is a predicted model, not a curated record. Gene Ontology annotation, molecular function: ATP binding; protein kinase activity. Lineage: Eukaryota; Viridiplantae; Streptophyta; Magnoliopsida; Fabales; Fabaceae. Gene Ontology annotation, biological process: protein phosphorylation. The transcript is spliced from 10 exons.